This is a messenger RNA of Varanus komodoensis (Komodo dragon), 4512 nucleotides long. RefSeq names its product progestin and adipoQ receptor family member 4 (gene PAQR4). Gene Ontology annotation, cellular component: membrane. The record is from RefSeq and is a predicted model, not a curated record. The coding region runs from base 128 to 946 and encodes 272 amino acids. The transcript has 3 exons. NCBI's taxonomy places the organism in Eukaryota, Metazoa, Chordata, Lepidosauria, Squamata, Varanidae. Gene Ontology annotation, molecular function: signaling receptor activity.
AGGGGAAAUAAGCGGGCGGGAGCCCAAGGAGGAGCCGCUGGUUGCAGCAUCAGCAGCCCCAAGAGGAAGGAGGACGAAGAGGAUGCCAAACCCGGCCAGCAGCUGACCCCGGGGGGGGAGCCCGGCCAUGGCCUUCCUGGGGGGGCCCCGGCUCCUGGACUGGGCCAGCUCCCCCCCUCACCUGCAAUUCAACCGCUUUGUGCUGACGGGCUACCGGCCGGUCAGCUCCGGGUCCGGCUGUCUCCGCAGCCUCUUCUACCUGCACAACGAACUGGGCAACAUCUACACCCACGGAAUCCCUCUGUUGGCGUGUCUCUUCGUGCUCCCACUGACCAUUCCAUGGGCCCGACUCUCAGUAUCAUGGCUGGGAAUUGUGCAUUACCUGGCUUGUAUCUUUCCACAGCUGGGCAGCGUGCUUUACCACCUCUUCAUGAACCACGAGGGCGGCCCUGCAGUCUACCGUACCUUGCUGACCCUUGAUAUGUGUGGAGUAUGCAUGGUUAACACCUUGGGUGCUCUGCCAAUCAUCUACUGCACGCUGGCCUGCGCACCAUUUCUCCGCACUGUUGCCCUGUUAUCCUACAGUGGCUUGUCAAGCUAUGGCAUCUUCUGUGCAGUGACUGCCCGCUCCAGCGUCCGGCGUCUGCAGUCCUUUGCCUGGCAGGCCUUGUUCCGCUUCUUCUUCUUCUACCUGCGCUGGGUGGGACUGGGCACUGGCCACCCUUCCUCUUUGCGUUCAUACCUCAUAAUGGACGGCUUGGCCUUUCUUGGUGGUGUCAUCAACAUCUCAAGAGUGCCUGAGCGCUGGAAGCCGGGCCGUUUUGACUACUGGUUCAACAGUCAUCAGAUCAUGCACGUGCUGGUGGUGGUCAGCAUCCUCUAUCUCCACUGGGGAGUAGUGGCUGAUCUACAGUGGAUUGGCAACUAUGUCUGCCCAAUGGAAUGACAGCCUCUGCACCUUUGCAGAAGAACCCUAUUGAUCGAGAAGUGGGUGACUUCUGAGGUGUGGGCCAUAAGUUCUCAUUGUUCAAAGUCUUCUACAAGGGCUGAAGCAGACAAGGAAGUACAUGUGUAUAUCUUGGAGAAAGCCUAUUUAGAAUAGGGCAUUUUCUGGGAUUACACUUUCCCAUAGGUUGAAUAUUUAUGGAUCAACACACACACAAACAUACAGGAUUUGGUACUUUUGGGUUUUAUAACAAUGGAUUUCCAUUGGCUGAAGUACUUCUAGAUUAGCUAGAGGUGUUCUUCCGAAUUACCACCAUAGUGGCUGGGGAUGAGCCAGAAAGGUUAAGAAAUAGUUUGGCUUGGUGACCUACUGUCUUAAAACUUGCAGGGAGUCGUCAGUUGCACUAGUGAAGGUUCUUCAUUACCUUCAGUCUUUUGCAUCAAUUCUUGUUGGCUAUAGGCCUUUGCGUCAUCAGAGCUAGACUUCCAUUGGCUUUGGUGGUGGUUGAGGAGAACACCAUUGUUUGGACAUCUCUUUCACCUUGUUUGGUGAUUUAUGCACUGAGAGAAGAGGGAUUUAGUAGAGGACACUUGUUUUGAGUACAGCUUCUCUGCUUUAUAGGGACAAGUUAUUUAAAUAGAUUUUUUAUCCAGGAAUCUUUCAGACACCAUGCAAUAUUUUCUUAUUUUUUAAAGGGCUGGUUUAGACACCUGGAUAUCAAGGUCUACUGCACAGAGUGGUGGUGAUAAGGACCUUGUAGAAAGAAAUGAGUUCAGUGCAGUCAGCCAGUUUAUUACAGAAGUGAUGCUCAAAAUACAUUUAAUUUGCUCUGAAAUGACUUGAAGCACUAAACCAGCUUUCCCUACCACCACUCCACCAGAGGGCUAAUUAGGGGCCUUGAAACUGAAUUAGGGUGGAAGUUGAGUUCAGGUUUCCCCUUCUGGUUUUCACCAAAUUUGGAACCAUGGCUCCUUCACAGCACACCUCAGUUUUCCAUUUGUCUCCUGGUGGAGGUAUCUGGGGAUCAACCUAGAAUGACAUUUCUUGGGUUGGACUUUUUCCUUACUGCUUCCACAACUAUAUUUAAGCAAGAGUGGGUGCUUCCAGAGCUUACUUUAGCAUGGAUUUGGAGAGCACCUUAUCAUUAGCUGUUGCUGCUGCAACUGUACUAAUAACUAAAAUACAAAUGAGCUGCUGCUCUCUUUCCCUUUCUUACUGCCCUUUGUUGCAUAGGAGUUAUCCUUAUUCCAAAUUUCAGUUCACUUCCUUCACUUGCCUCUUGAAUGGUCCAGCUGGCCUGUGCUGAAGAUCUCACUUUGAGUUCUUUUCUUUUGGUAUAAAUGGAAUCACCAGUUCCUUUAUUCUGAAGCAGAAACACUGUUUUUAAUUGGGUCAAUGGACUAUAACUAGCUUUUUGGGUGGGCUGUUUUCAGAAAAUAGUCAGAGGUAAAAGGCUGAGUCCCAAUAAUAUUGCGGCAAGUUCUUAUCCUUUGCGCUCCUAUCUUGCCCCAGUGGUUAGGAACUGGAAAGCCAGACAUUCCCCUUAGGUGCCUAAAUUUGGCCAAGGACUCUUCAUCAGCUGACCAAUAAUUUAGGUACUCAGUGCAAGUGAGGCCAAGAUAAACCAUCAUUUGUUUGUUUGUUUGUUUGUUUGACAUAAUGGCCCUAGCACUCUUCAGCAUCUGGACUCUUGGGGGUUGUGGUGUGGUUUUGCCUUUUAUGUGAAAGUCCUUCAGCUGGAGCUUUUUUUAUGGCAGCUCUAAAAAUCACCCCAUGGAGUUUUAUUUGGCUUCAAGGGAACACACCUAAAUGAGCUGAUGAAAAUCAGCUACCCAAAUCCAUAUUUGGUGACUCUUGUACAUUUUAAUUUAAAUCCAGCUAAUGCAUUAGCUAAGUUACAAGAAUGUGGCCGGCUGUAGAAAAUGCUAGCCCCCUCCCAUAGUGGGGAUUCUGUUUUCUGCACAGUGCCAACUUAAACCAUAUUGUAUAAGUGGCCGAGCAACAGAGCAUGUGCAAAAACUAUUCUGAUGAUCCAUCCUGAAGACUAGUUUUCAGUAUGUAGUAAACCAAGUCUAUCUGGAUUUUCUUCUGAUUCCAGGACAAACAGCAUAUGUCUUAUAGUUGCAUUUUUCCGUGAAUGAUAGAACAGGUAAUAGAAAUUUACCCCCCACCCUCCAUUUCCCCCCAUUGGAAGAUAGGGGUAUGGGGAAGCUAUAACUUUGAGCAGAAAAGCAACCAGGGUUGGAUCCAGAUUUAAUCAUAAUUAGAUUUAUUGAAAUCAGUCAAAAUUUAACUUGCUUUAUUGUUUUCAGUGGGUCUACUGGCGAGUGUAACUAAAUGUGGCUGCAGCCCCAAGUUCAUCAAAAGGGCUGAACAACUCCACCUCAACUCACAGGUGCCUGAGGUUGAUUUUGGAGUCAAGGGAAGACCUGUAAAUUCAUGUCACAUUAGUUUAGAUCUUAUUCUUUAGAGCAAGGAAUUGAAAUGUUGGAUAAAAACUUGGAACUGUCAGUUACAUCUUACAGUAAACUGAUAAAAUGGGAGUGGCGAGGAUCUUGGAAGCAAUUAUUGUAAGGUUUAAAAGUUUCAGCCUCAGUAAGGGAAAUACAGGGCUUAGGCCUUUUGUUUCUUUGCCACAGAUUAUAUUCUGCAAAUUCAGUGGGAGGAUGCAUUGAGGGUAUGAGCAGGUCCCUAGUAGGAAGAGAGGAGGACUGACUUAAGAUUCCCACAUUGGGGUGUGAAGCAUCUUUUCUGUGCUGCUAUUUUGGGCUGGGGUUUCACCUACUGCCAGCCCAGUCUUGUCUCUUAUUAUCUCAGGGUAGACGGACAUGGUUAAUGUUCGCAGCUUCUUUGGGCUGAAGCUACAUAUCUUUAAAAUAGGUGAGCAAGGCACCAAAUUUUUAACAAAUGCACUUCGUAAAUGGGGGAGAGAAGGGAACUGUUGGUGCUUAAGGUCCAGAACCUUCUGUUGGCAAAUGAUUAGGUUUGGGCUACUAAUAAAAAGAGAUGUCUAAGGAAAGCCAGUCUUUCUCAUGGCCUGUCAUACACAGUGGUAUGUCUGUUCUUUUGAAGUUCCAAAUACUAGGACAACCAGGUGGAAAAGGGUGUAACCAUCAUGUAGGAUAACCAACCAGAUUUAAAUCCAGCACCUUCCACUUAAGUAAUAGAAACCAAAGAGCUUCGAUCAUGGAUGGGCUCUAAACUUAAAUCAGUGCCUGCACAGACAGGAAGUCUGCAGUCCUUCAGAUCACGUUGCUUGCAACUCCUGCUAUCCCUGGGUUUGAUAGAAGUUGCUGAGUCCAACAACAUAGGAGGGGCAACAGCUUCCCCAUCCUGAGUUACUGGAAAGCAUGACCAGUGGCUGAAGGGCUAAACACUGACUUCCUAUUCCGAUGCUCUAAGUUAUGGAAUGUGGCUCUAAUGUUGAAGUCAGGUAUAUUUUUCAAUAUGUGCUUUUUAAACACACACACACACACACGUGUUAACUCUGCCUGGCCACAGGCAAAUGCUUAGGAGGAUCAUGAGAUUACAAUUUAUUAAAAGCAAUGGAAUUAUAGUUCAGUUCA